Molecule: messenger RNA, 2073 nt
Organism: Ipomoea nil (Japanese morning glory)
Lineage: Eukaryota; Viridiplantae; Streptophyta; Magnoliopsida; Solanales; Convolvulaceae
Exons: 3
Coding region: 1-2073 (690 amino acids)
Biological process (GO): DNA repair; telomere maintenance
Molecular function (GO): DNA helicase activity
Source: RefSeq, a predicted model, not a curated record
AUGAAAUUGGAUGCGUUGAUCAAGGAGAUCCGUUCUGGAUUAGUUUUUGGUAAUGUAACUACAGUUAUUUAUACUGUUGAGUUCCAAAAAAGAGGACUUCCACAUGCCCAUAUAUUGAUAUUUCUGAGUCAAGAAGAUGGUCGAGCUUUAUGUCAAAAUAUUGAUACUAUAAUUUCAGCUGAAAUUCCAGACAAGGAAGUAGAUAGUGAGUAUUAUAGGGUUGUUGAGGAGUUUAUGAUUCAUGGUCCUUGUGGUCAUCUUAGGAAGAAUUCUCCGUGUAUGGUUAAUGGUCGUUGUUCUAAACAUUUUCCAAAGAAGUUUGUAGACUCUUCAAAUUUUGAUCAAGAUGGUUAUCCAAUUUAUAGACGAAGAGAUGAUGGAAGGUUUGUUAAGAAAAAUGGAAUUGAGCUGGAUAACAGAUUUGUUGUACCACAUAACAAAUAUUUGUUGCUUAAAUAUAGAGCACAUAUCAAUAUUGAGUGGUGUAACCAAUCCCGUUCUAUCAAGUACUUAUUUAAGUAUGUCAACAAGGGGCAUGAUCGAGUUACAGCUCAUUUCUACAAAAGUUCUGAUGAUUUAGAGAAAGGCCAAAUUGUAGAUGAGAUAUCUAUGUUCUAUGAUUGUCGUUACAUAUCUGCUUGCGAAGGAACAUGGCGUUUAUUCGGAUUUGACAUUCAAUUCAGAGUUCCUGCAGUUGAGAGAUUGAGUUUCCAUUUGCCUAAUCAACAAUUAGUUGUUUAUGGCGAUGAUGAUUGUGUUGAUAAUAUUUUGAGUCGCCCGAGUGUUGGAGAAAGUAUGUUUUUAGCUUGGUUUGAAGCUAAUAAAAAGUUUCUCGAAGCUAAAGAGUUAACUUAUGGUCAGAUGCCCAACAAAUUUGUUUGGAAAAAGGAUGUUAGAGAGUGGCAUCUUAGACGUAAGGGGUUUGCCAUUGGACGUAUGUUUUUUGUUCCUCCAGGUUCUGGUGAAAUUUAUUAUCUAAGCUUUUUGUUGAACUUGGUUCGUGGUGCAACAUGUUAUGAAGAUCUUCGUAUUGUUGAGGGGGUGCAGUAUAGUUUGUUUCGAGAUGCAUGCUAUGCUCGUGGUUUAUUAGCAGAUGACAAGGAAUAUGUUGAUGCGAUUAAUGAAGCAAGUAAAUGGGCAUCUGCAACUUCUAUGAGGAGACUAUUUGUUACUAUGCUUACUUCAAACGUUCUUAUUCGACCAGAAGUGGUUUGGGAGGCAGUAUGGAUAUUCUUAGCUGAAGAUGCAGAGUUCAACCAGCGGAAACUACUAGAUAAACCAGGUUUAAUCCUCACAGAUGAAGAAAAGGCAGACUAUGCUUUGGUGGAAAUUGAAAAGCUUUUACGUGUAUUUGGAAAAAGUAUUUCUUGCUUUCCCUCUAUGCCUCUGCCAAAUAUGAGUUCCUCAUCUUCUCAUGGAAAUCAGUUGUUAGAUGAAGAAUUUUCAUAUGAUUGUGAUGCUCUUAAAGUUGAACAUGAUAAUUUGGUCGAGAAAUUGACAGAUGAACAGAGGCAUGUUUAUGACAUAGUUCUUAGUGAUGUUGCGAAUGGUGGGGGUGGUUUAUUUUUUGUUUAUGGGUACGGAGGAACUGGUAAAACCUUUGUUUGGAAAACACUAUCAGCUGCUUUGCGUUCUGAGGGUCACAUCGUCUUAACUGUCGCCUCGAGUGGUAUUGCUUCUCUACUUUUGCCAGGUGGUCGAACUGCUCAUUCCCGAUUUGCUAUACCUAUUAAUAUAACUGAAGAUUCUACAUGUAACAUCUCUCAAGAGAGUGACUUGGCUAAUCUAAUUAUAAACUCCAAACUAAUUAUUUGGGAUGAAGCUCCGAUGAUGCAUAAACACUGCUUUGAGGCUUUAGAUCGAACUAUGAGAGAUUUAUUACGGUUUGUGAAUCCUUUGAGCACAGAGAUGACAUUUGGAGGAAAAACCGUGGUUCUUGGUGGUGAUUUUCGACAAAUACUGCCUGUGAUUCCUAAGGGAACAAGACAAGAUAUUGUUGGAGCAAGCAUCAAUUCUUCUUAUCUCUGGCAAAAUUGUAAGGUUCUAAGAUUGACUAAGAAUUUGAGACUAUAA